AUGUGUAUGACAAGCACCGGGCAACAAUGGCCAUGCAGAUUCUACAACAACGGGUGUGAGGUUGACAUGAUCAAUAAUCCGAACCGAAGCUCUGUGGAUGACUUGCACAUCGCAGUCAUCGGACCCUACAGUGGCAACAUCGGUGAUAUUAUGACCUCUGCCGAGCCCCUCUUGGCAAUCGCAGCGCAGGAAAUCGAAGACAGUGGCAUCCUUCCGGGCUAUCGUAUACAUGCACAUUUAGCAGAUUCCGGAUGCUCGGAAGCGGGUGGAACGUUAGCAGCAAUAGACUCGUUAAUACGCGGACCGAAGAAGCAUGCCAUCCUCGGCGACUGCUGCAGUCAGUCCUGUGCAGCGAUCAACGAUGCCAUGCAGUUGUUCAACGUCUUACAAAUUUCCCCCGGAUGUGAUUCGCCCAGUCUCAGCGAUCGAGCACGAUUCCCAUAUUUCACUCGAAUGAGCCCAUCGGAUCGUUACAAAGUCAUCGCCAUCUAUGAAAUCAUGAAGAUGCUAGAUUUCCAUCGGGUGAGCACCAUUAGUGGGCCAAUCUACACAGAAGGUGCCAAGUCCUUUUUCCAUGAGUUGAUAAAGCGGGAUCUGGAUAAUGGCACGUAUCCGUGGACGAUCUUGUCGGAUGCUUCCAUUGGGUUUGGCAGCCCGGAGGAUUAUGUCAUGGUUGCAGACACCUUGAAGAAACGGGAUUCCCGAAUCAACAUGAUGGCCUUGCCAGAGUUUGUUGGCGUGCCACUACUAUGCCAGUUCUACUUGCGCGGACUGCUGCCACCAGACUAUGUUUGGUUCGUUGCUGCCUUCGACAACUGGAUCCCGAAUAUCACCGCCAGCUUCGCGGGCUCUCCGGGAUGCAAUUGCACGGCCGAGCAAUUGCACGCCGUGUCAUAUGGCCUCAUUGUCAGCGGGCGUGGCCCCAUCCAAUCAACCAAUGAUGUCCACGGUCUUUCAGGACGGAGACUCUCAGACCUUUCAGAGCAAUACAACACAGAAUGUCAGAGCUUUGGAGGCGGACAGGGGUCUUGCAAUGCUUUGUGGUCCGGGUAUUUUUAUGAUGGUCUGUGGCAUUUCGCCGCCAUUCUGCAUGCUUACUUGGUCGAGCAGAACCAUUCCAUUGCAGAUUUGGGAACUCCGUCGUCAAGACUGGCCCUCUACGAGCUGUCAUUGCGCCAGGACUACAUGGGUCUCACUGGCCCAGUUCGCCAGUUUAACAGCAUCGAGCCCACAACAACCCCACCGUCAUUUGGUGAUCGAGAUGGGUUAAUGCUGCUUCGCCAGAUGUCUGGCCCAAUUGGCAACGAGUUCGUUGAGGUGGCCCGGCGCACAAGCGCGGCGACAGCUUGGCUCGCUGACUUGCGGUGGAGCCCGGUCGAUAGCACAAAGAUGAUCGCUUGCAGCGGGGUAACUUGUGAUCUCGAUAGCGAUAGCGCUUGGAUCCCACGAGAUCGCAUUGAGCAAUGCCCAGCUGGAUCCGUCUUCUCGAUUGAGUUGGGCUGCGUCGCUUGCACGCCCGGCAAGUAUGCAAAUACCAAUAUGACAGAGUGUUCCUCCUGCGGAAUCGGUACAUUUGCGAAUGAAACAGGUCAAGGGGAGUGCACCCCAUGUUCCCCUGGCAGCUUCAACAACGUCCUUAGUGCCGAAAGCUGCGAGUUGUGCGGCCAGGGCUUCUUUGCCAACACAUCAGGUGCAUCUUUGUGCAGGAAAUGCGACUUUGACACAUAUGCAGCAGAGAAAGGCCUUAUGUCAUGCUCUGCAUGUCCAGCGGGCACAACCACUGCCUUCACAGGAGCCGUGGAUGAGGAAGCUUGCCAGUGCAAGGGUGAGCUGUGGGACGGAGAGUGCGUGGUGUGCACGGGGGACACGCGGUUCGAGGAUGGCAGAUGCAUCAGCUGUUCCAGGGGAUUGAUAUGUGAUGGAAGCAAGGAGCCCAUGCUUGCUGAGGGAUAUUGGGCUGCAACCGAUAAUCGCUUCAGCGUCUACCAGUGCGUCCCCUAUGAGUUUUGUCCCGGUGGCUUACCGGGACAGUGUAACGGAGGACGAAUUGGAACACCAUGUGCGAACUGUCCGCCUGGACAGUCUUGGCAAACAGAAGUUUGCGCCGAUUGCACUCCCUUCAGCGUGGCAGGAUGGCUUGUCGCAGGCCUUGCGGCUGCGAUUGGCAUUCCAGCGGCCUACUACUUCAUGAACACCAAGCAAACCUCGAAGGCGACCACGAUGCUUGCUACCUCAUGCGGUGUUGGGAUGACGAUCAACAUGUUGCAAAGUAUCGGUAUCAUUGGAUUCAUCUCCUUUUCUUGGCCGCCUGCUUUGCAAUGGCUCUUCAAUUUGAUGGGCAUCUUCACGCUGGAUUUACAAGCAAUUGGCUUCGACUGCGUUUCCUCCAACCCAGUUCUAGGCUACGUUUCUAUCACCUCUGCUUUGCCGGCGGCAUUGACGUGGCUCCUCGUGUUCAGCUUUCUAAGCAAGCUUCUUCCGAACAAGUUUCGCGUCGAAGCAUCGAAAAUGCUGAGCACGAUGGGGCAGUUCUUCCAAGUCAGCUUCACGAUCUACAGCAAGAUCGCGCUGUCACCCAUGAUGUGCUACACCCACCCAAACGGAAAGAGCGGCUUGUUGGAGAACAACGGCAUCUUCUGCUUCGAAAGCCCCGAGCACACGCGGAUGUUCAUCGCCGGACUUUGCACCAUCGCUUUGCUGGCGAGCUUCUAUUCGACGGCGCUUUGGGCAACGAUCCGCGCACCGAAGUAUGCUGCCGCUGGUAAUGCAUCGUUUAUGGCAGCCACGCGAUUUCUUCUUUUCCGCUUCCGCACGGACUCUUGGUGGUUUGGUACCUUCAUGCUCCCGCGUGGUCUUUGCCUCUCGAUGUCCAUCGUCCUGGCGGCGGACAACCCGUAUAUCCAGAUGAUUUUGAUCAUCUCCGUCAUCCUGACUUACAUGCUCGUGCAGCUGAUCACAUGGCCUUGGAAACUUCCCGCCCUCAAUGCCUUCGAUGCCAUCGUUUCCUCAGCGAUGCUGAUGAUGAUGGCAAUUCUGGGAGCCUUCGCCCCAGAGCUCGACGAUGCCUUAAAGGAGCAGCUCACGGAAUUUGUCAUCGGAAUUGUGAUGUUCCUGAAUUGUGUCGUCGUCAUCAUGCUUUGCGUCGCAGCAUUCGGCUUGGUCAGAUUAAAUACCAUGGGCGGCUCCAACGAAAACUGGCUUCUAGCACUGGGUGCAAUUCCUUCGCCACGGCUCCUCAGCCAGAAACUCUUGCUUCUGGCGAACAAGCUAAAGGAGCGGAUUGGUACAUCGUAG
Messenger RNA from Symbiodinium sp. CCMP2592, 3294 nucleotides. NCBI's taxonomy places the organism in Eukaryota, Dinophyceae, Suessiales, Symbiodiniaceae. The record is from the annotation of a GenBank genome assembly.